Amoebophrya sp. A25 is the source of this 2360-nucleotide messenger RNA. Lineage: Eukaryota; Dinophyceae; Syndiniales; Amoebophryaceae. The record is from the annotation of a GenBank genome assembly.
CGACAAGGACAAAGAGCAAUAGAAAUAUCGAUCCAAAGAUAAUAUGUGUGUUGUGGUAGUUUCUCGUCCAAGAGGCUCAUUCAGAAUUCUAGAAGGAUGUUUGAAGUCUCUAAUAUGCCCUGCUCUUCAACCAAUUCAAGGCAGCUACUAACUAGUCUUUCGUGUCGUGUUUUGUUGGGAAGAUUUUUUGAUAAUAUGUUGAUGGCUGACCACGUACUAGAAGAUCUAGAAGGAUGUCCUCAGAUCAUUUACACUUUCACUCAGUGCCCUCAUGAUCUCAAUUCCUCUUUACUUAUUUAGUUCGUGAUCUUGUUGUUCUUUUUGCAGGUAUACAAUUCUACUAGUUCUGCAUUUUCUUCGUUGUCUUUUCUAGUCAUAAUUCUUUCAGUUAACCGUUUUACAAAAAUAAGUCGUUUGUGUAUCAGUGAUCGUCAUUCUUCCGACCGCAAAAUAUGGGUCGAAAAAGCGCUGCUUCGCGUGCGGCUCAACAGGCCGCCGUUGGUGCAGGAGGUGGCAGCGCAGCUACUAGUAUCGCACCAACAUCAACCACUGAAAUCGCUACGAAAAGCUCACCAUAUUCCAGGCCACAUGAUAAGGGUAAGCAGAACCACGACCAGGCUCCGCCAACUACGGGAACUACGUCUCGUGGAGGCACAUUUUCUUCGACUAAACACAAGAAGAACCGAGGAAACUAUAAUAAUGACGAAGACCUCCACGAUGACGAUGACGAGCCCUUGGGCAGACUGGCCUUGGACCUCGGUGGCGCGGAGCCUGUGGCGCCAGACUGGCAGACUGAAAAGAUCGAAGAUCUCGAUGCCACAGCAUAUUUGCAGCGUGUGCAGUACGAAAGAUUGCACCUCUGCAAAGCAACAGUGGUCGCAGAAGAACUAGACGAUGCUACAGAUACAAAACAUGAUGAUGCAGCCAGCACGACUAAUACUAGAGUAACUACUUCUUCACCUCCGAAAAACGAGGACGCGUUAGCACUGAGAGCAUUCACGCAACUGCGCAAAGAACUUGAAGCUCUCAGGGCGGCGUCUGCCUCAGAGAAUCCUAUGCUGGCAUCAUCGCCAUCGCCAUCGUCGCCAUGCUCAAAUGAUCGAGUAGGUGCGAUGCAGCGGUUAUUAGUACACAAGUCCCCAAUAGCAAUGGCACAAAGUUUAGAAGGACUUAUUGAGAAGUUAUCCGCUUCGUCAUCGUCUCCUACAGCGGCAGAAGAGGAGGUGGACGAACGAGAACAAGCAACGUCAGAGGAGACGAGCAGGGCACCAGAAGCAGAUGUUGAGUCCUUAAAAGUAGAUCCUCUUCGCGAAGACGAACUCUUUGAAAUCUUCGUACACUUGGCGGGACUUCAGAAGCCACUCUUGGAUACAACUAUGAGCGCGCUGCAAGACCUGCGACGGUUGUGCGACUCCCGCUUGGAGGGGAUGAAGGUAAGAAUUCCAGAGAAUGAAGAAGAGCCGAGGACAGGUCCGAUGCUUCGUCUUUUGCGGACGAUAGUAGCCGAGUACUACCAUCAGAAAUAAACAUGAUUUGCAGUGGUCUUCGUUGUUCUCUUGAUGCUCAAUAAAUGAACAGAUAUGUUGACGAGCUGCUACCUUUUUUCAGUCUCAACGAACUUCACGACUCGAUGACCGAGACCACGCUUCUCGUUCUCCUUCCCCACGCGUCGGACGACAGCCCCCUUUUCUUACUAUCCCCAACCAACACCCAAAACCGAAUAGAACAUGACAUCAUAAUCGCUUGUAUUAAUUGUAUCUCUAUGUACUUAUACAUCGAUCAGAGUUGUAGGAGUUCAUCAACCGAAAGAUCAUCAGAUGCACGCUGCAACUCCGGGCCUCCGUCCUCGUUCCCUAUCAUGCUACUUGAUUGUGUUCCUUAAACGGAGGUGGAAAUUCCCUAAGCGGCCACUUAUUUUGCCGACGAUCGAGGUUCUUCAUGAAGGAAAUAGGAAUAGCAGAAGUUCGUCAUAUUAAAACUGAAAGAAGGAGGUCGUGCUUGUGCACUUUACUUUCCACUGCUUGCAUGUUAGGAUGUUCUUGCUGUCGUUGUCAAGGAGAUGUUCUCCCCAUCGAGAUGUUGUUGAAGAGGAACUUCUACAAGAAGCCAGUCGCCGCAUAUACUUCUGUAUCCAUGAUGCUUUGGACGCUUACAACUGUCCAUGUGUGCUGGCUAGUGGUGUUAGCUGCAUCGCCAAUGCCAAAGCUAUCUUCGAGACAUACUCGUAUCGUAUCUCUCCACCAGCACGACGUAUUGCAUCUUAACGCUAUAACGAACUACUUGAUAAUGAUGUUAGCAAUCAAUUUCAAUAUCAAUCUGAUACCAAACUGAAUCACGAUCCAUUGUGAUUGAGAAUGGAG